AUGAGCUACAGUAAGGGCAGCUGUUAUGGGGGCCUGGGCUAUGGCUACGGCUCUGGUUACGGCUGUGGAUGUGGCAGCUUCCGUGGCCUAGGCUAUGGCUGUGGUGGCUACGGCUAUGGAGGCCUGGGCUAUGGUGGCUACGGCUAUGGAGGCCUGGGCUGUGGAGGUUACGGCUAUGGAGGCCUGGGCUAUGGUGGCUACGGCUAUGGCUGCUACCGCCCAUCUUGCUGUGGAAGGUAUUAUUCUUCUGGCUUCUACUAA
Messenger RNA from Trichosurus vulpecula (common brushtail), 261 nucleotides. Its product is annotated as keratin-associated protein 19-7-like. Lineage: Eukaryota; Metazoa; Chordata; Mammalia; Diprotodontia; Phalangeridae. The record is from RefSeq and is a predicted model, not a curated record. The transcript has a single exon. Bases 1 to 261 code for a protein of 86 amino acids.